CCCGCCCCGGGGAGCUGCGGCCGGGCGGCGUGCGGUCCGUCACACGCCGAGGGAAGGAAGGGAGCCGCCCCCCGAGUCCGACCCUCCUCCCCCGCCGGUUCCUGCACAUCUCGUUUCCCUGCGGCGCGCCCGUACCCGAUCUGCCUGAUGCUCACGCUCUUUUAUUCUGAAUCAGAAAAAGGUGAAUAAAUGGUCUAGGAACUGCAUGAAGUAAUGAACUGCAUAACCCAGGUACCUUGCAGUGAAGAAUGUGAUAGUUUGAGUUGAAGGACCUUCGUAAGUAGAAAUGCACCCUGCAAGAGAACAUUUAAAGUCAUUUUCAUGUUCAGAAGUCCUUAAAGACAUUCAGUACAAUUUCCAUGUAAAAAAUACAAGUUGUCAACAAACAUGGAACUGUCUCAUUCUGUCAUCCUGAUAACGUAGGUGAAGACAGCCUCACCAGAAGUAAAGGCGCACUGAUGCGGCUGUGCCCUGCAGGCAGGAAUCUGCCAAGCCCCUCGUUCUUCCCCAGCUGCUGCCCUUGGAGGUUACUGGACCUGCGCUGCGUUCAGCUAUGAAAUUUCUGUUGGUUUUUGAUUUUGACCAUACAAUCAUAGAUGAAAAUAGUGACACCUGGAUUGUGAAAUGUGCUCCUGAAAGAAAACUUCCUAAUGGAUUAAGAAACUCUUACCAACCAGGACAUUGGACAGAAUAUAUGGGCAGAGUCUUUGUCUACUUGGGAGACAAUGGUGUCAAAGAAGAUGAGAUGAAAAGAACUAUGACAACAAUUCCUUUCACUGCGGGAAUGAUAGAUCUUCUGGGAUUUAUUGGCGAGAACAAGCAGUUGUUUGAUUGUAUAAUCGUUUCAGAUUCUAAUACGGUAUUUAUUGACUGGAUUUUGAAAGCUGCUGACUUCCAUAAAGUGUUUGAUGAAGUAUUUACAAACCCUGCAGCAUUCAGCAGUACUGGCUAUCUAACUGUACAGCACUUCCAUGCUCACCAUUGUGCCAAGUGCCCUAAAAACCUUUGCAAAAGGAAAGUUUUAGAGGAAUUUCUUGAUAAACAGUUGGAGAGAGGAGUGAGUUACACACAAAUUGUAUAUAUAGGGGAUGGUGGGAAUGACCUAUGUCCAGUAAUGUUUUUGAAGAAGAAUGAUAUUGCUAUGCCCAGGCAGGGGUAUACCUUGGAGAAAAAGAUUUCUCAACUGGCCCAAAGUCUCAGUCCUGUACAGUGUUCUGUUCUGGUUUGGUCAUCUGCGAUCGACAUUAUGUCUUACCUGAAACUACUUAUAAAAGAAUGAUUCAAAUUAUAAAAGGAAACAGAUGCAGUUACAGUUUAACUUAUUGGGAGAGGAAAACUGCAUGUAUAUAAAGGCUCAAAAUUGUAAAAUAAGGCUGUUAUCUGAAAUUAUGGGGUUUUUAACCACACCAUAACACUGUUUAUGUUCAAUCCUGGUAAUAAUAGGAAAGUGCAGUAAAAAAGGCCUUCUAACAGUACAGAUCCCAACUAAGUGUAGAAGGGGGAUUGGGACAGGACUUGUCAUUAGUUUUUGUCAUCUCCCUCCACUCCAACCUUUUACCAAGUAUGUAACUGACCUUUGCAAGCCCACACACUUAGGGGAAGGAGUAGGAUUACUAUUCAAAAGAAUGAAAUUCUUUACUUAGGAAACAUUAGGUGCCAGGAGCAUGGUUGGCUUUUAUACUUCUUUGAUCUGAUGGCAUAUUAUUUGCUGUAAACUUUAAUCCAAAGAUGCAUUUAUAUUUUCAAUCUAUUAAAUAUUUUACCAAACAAAUUACUUUUUAAUAGUUUGUAUUAUCUUGUAUUGUAAAGAUAAUAAAAGUUGCUGUCACUGACAAAUGCAACACAACUAAUUUGUGUCAUGUAUUCUGCUGGCCUGUGUGUCAUCAGGCCUGGGGAGAGUGUAGACACAAGUGUAGGUUUCAGCCUUUGGCUGGUCAGAUCCUUUCUCUUCUGGAAAACUGUAAGACAAAAUGACUCUUUUGUUUAAAGAAAAGUCUCUCUCCCAUUCUGGCUACUGCCCUGACAGUGUGCUGCUGCCAUUCUGUACAGAGCUGACACUGGUUUGAUCUUCCAUGCUGACAGCUCUGAGUCAGCCCUUUGGUCAGCCCCUUUUUCCUCCUUGGUUCCUGCUGCAUUGCACAGGCCCACAGAAUGGUACAUAUACAUGUAUACACUGAUUUCACCUAUUCAUUCUCAUCUAUAUAGUACAAUCUCUUACAGUCUGGAAGGAAGCAUCUAUGUUCAUUUUAACUUUUAAACAGAUUGUUCUGUCUAAAUAGUUCCAAAGAAUUGUUUGUGAACAUGCAAUCUUUCUCUUUACCUCUGACAGUGAGAUGAGCCUCAAGUGUAUAUAAAGGUAUUAAAAGUAAGUCUCAUUAAAGUUAAAUAAUGUGUUUUCAUACCAAAUGUUUUUAUAUCCCAGAAAAGGUUCAAAAUGCUGAUGUAGUCUGCUACUAAACUGAGGUAAUAUUUAGCUUAAGUGCUUUAAUAACUGAGAGAUUAGGGCAACUUUCACAGCACCUCAGUUGUUUUGUCUGAGGUGUGGCUCAGCAGUCUGUAGUUGUAUCUGUCUUCCUUUGUCUUCUGUGCAAUGUUUUUCUCAUUUUCUUACAGACAUUUCAUGAUGUCACUACCUUUUUUUCCUUAAUUGAAGAUUUUUGACUGGUCUUGCCUGUUUUCAGGCUGCUUUUCUAGUGCUGCUAGUUUACAUAUAUUUCCCUUGUGUACUUCUUUCCUUGCCUCACCUAUUUUACUUUAUUGUAGAAGGUUGCUUUGAACAGUGUGUUGCCUAAGAUGUCCAAAGUAAUAUACUUCAGUUCUCAGGAGCCUGGCUUUAGUGGUGGAUAUUUGAUAGGUGUCUGAGAUGUUCAUAUUUGGGAUCUUGGCUAUUGUUUUACACAAAGGCACAAAGACAUCUGGGGACUGCUGGGUGUCAAGCUGUGGCAGGUUUAAGUUGUCUGGUUUACAGGUCAUACAGAAGAAUGGUAAUGGCUGUUGCAUAGGGCAAUUUCAUAUGCUACUUUGGGUUGCUCUUGUUUGACCCCAGCUGGCAACUAAGUAGAGCACCUUGUGCACUCCAAUACCCCACUCAGUGGGGAGGAGAAUUGGGGAAAAAAUUAAACCCUGUGACUUGAGAUGAGAACACUUUAAUAAUUGGAACAAAAUAAAAUAAAGUAGUACUAAAUUAUUAUAAUUGUAGAGAGAAAGGAAUGAAGUCCAGGAGAAACAAGCGAUGUACAAUACACUGCUCGCCACCUGCUGAUGGAUGCCCAGCCCAUCGCGAGCAGUGAUCGGCCCCUCCCGGCCGACUCCCGCAGUCCCAUGCUGUGCAAUAUCCCUUUGGCCUGGCCGGGUCAGCUUUCCUGGCCAGGCUCCCCCAGCUCCUUGUGCAGCUUCUCACUGACAGAGCAUGGGAAUCUGAAAAGUCCUUGACUGUGGGUAAGCACCACUUAGCAACAACCAAAACAACAGUGUGUUGUCAACAUGAUUCCCAUAGUAAAUCUAAAACACAGCACUGAACCAGCUACUAAGAAGGAAAUUAACUCUAUUCCUGCCAAAACCAGGACAGUUGUGUGUUUCCUUAAUUCUAGAUGUGCUGCUGAAUGUUCCAGAUUCUGUGCUGGUCUCUUCUGUGUUUUUCAGAACUUAAUUAUGGAAUGACUUAUUUUCAGUUUGUCCACAGAUUUCAGUUACUGCUUACUUAAAAACAAACAAACAGCAGUGUAUCAAUGAUUACUCAGCUUUUUCUUCCACUUACACUAACUAUUGCUCUUUUAGCUUUAAGAGACCUACCUUAUAAUUUCCUGUGAGAGUGAGAAAUUGGGCAAGAAAUUGUUCUUCGUGCUCAAAAAAGGGUUCUUUCUGUGGUUUUGAUGAAAGUGCUGAAGUAGGAGUUGAGAGUAGAUUAAGCAUGGUAGAGUACUUGAAAUAUUAGCAAUAAUGUUCUAAUCACUUCAAGUAGAGGGUAGAGCUGAUUAUAUUUGCCAGACAAAGUGCAUGCUGGAGACAGAAGAAAUUUUUCAAUUCCAGUAGGCAGACCAUUAAGCUAUUAAUCAGGCCUUGUUUGGGUUUUUUUCCCCACUUAAUAAAAGCAAGGACUUCCCUGAAGCACCACAACUACCAAAUUUUUCCACAUUUGAUUACAAUGGAGGGGAGAUAAGUAUCUCCAAAGAGUGAAGCUGAUUUAAGCUGGUAGCCCAACGAAAAGAAAGGGAGAAGCUCCUUGAAGGGGACACAUGUUCAGUACUAAGUGUUGCUGACCUUCUGACUUACUCUCUGGGAGGGAGAUGACUUAGGUAAAAAUGUUAUGGAAAAAAAUGCAUAUUGAAAGUCCCAUAUGUACGGGAAAUUUUCUGUAUGUGUGCACUAGUGAUAUAUGAGUACUUAGCCUUAGUAUUGUGUGUAGUAGGAUAGCCAAGACUUGGAAGUGCUUGUCCUUAGGAAGUUGAUGAAAUGGAAAAUGCAACCAAACAAAGCUGUUGGCAUGGGAAUGCAUAAAGACUUAGGACUGCACAAGGGAAUUUUCUAGAGAAAGAAAUGGAGUAAUAUAGCUGAGGGACAGGCCCUUGUCAGACAGCAGGGCUGUUGUAAUUCCUGGGUUACACUACAAAACUCCAAUUCUCUGGGCUAAAAAUGCAUCAAGAGGGGUUGAAAAAAAGGAAGGCAUAGAUGUGUGUAGGUGUGGGGAAUUUUUUGUUUGGUGGGUUUUUUUUGUUGGUUUGGAUCAUUUUGUUUUUGUCUCAUGUUACUGUGUAAAGGCCAAGGGACCAGUUUGAAUCCUGGUGCAGGGUUAGCAUGGGAGGAAGGAUGGCAGAGGGGUAUGACCAUAUACACUUUCCUGUUUGGAUUUCCUUAGUUUGUACUUCUGCAUUGUGGCGGAAAUACCAUCACUAAUUAAAAGAAAAAUAUGAUACUUUUUCA
This is a messenger RNA of Catharus ustulatus (Swainson's thrush), 4920 nucleotides long. RefSeq names its product phosphatase, orphan 2 (gene PHOSPHO2). The transcript has 5 exons. The record is from RefSeq and is a predicted model, not a curated record. Gene Ontology annotation, molecular function: phosphatase activity. Lineage: Eukaryota; Metazoa; Chordata; Aves; Passeriformes; Turdidae. Bases 554 to 1279 code for a protein of 241 amino acids.